Molecule: messenger RNA, 1372 nt
Organism: Leopardus geoffroyi (Geoffroy's cat)
Lineage: Eukaryota; Metazoa; Chordata; Mammalia; Carnivora; Felidae
Product: olfactory receptor 13C9
Exons: 1
Coding region: 5-958 (317 amino acids)
Biological process (GO): G protein-coupled receptor signaling pathway
Cellular component (GO): membrane
Molecular function (GO): G protein-coupled receptor activity; olfactory receptor activity
Source: RefSeq, a predicted model, not a curated record
UACAAUGGAAUGGGAAAAUCAAACCAUUCUGGUGGAAUUCUUUUUGAAGGGGCUUUCUGAUUACCCAAGGCUUGAGCCACUCUUUUUUGCACUAAUCUUAAUAAUGUAUGUUGUCAUCCUUCUGGGCAAUGGCACCCUUAUUUUAAUCAGCAUCUGGGACCCCCACCUUCACACCCCUAUGUACUUCUUCCUGGGGAACCUCUCCUUCUUGGACAUCUGCUACACCACCACCUCCAUUCCCUCCACUCUGGUAAACUUCCUCUCAGAAAGAAAGACCAUAUCCUUCUCUGGCUGUGCAAUACAGAUGUUCCUUGGCAUGGCCAUGGGGACAACAGAGUGUGUGCUCCUGGGCAUGAUGGCCUUUGACCGGUAUGUGGCUAUCUGCAACCCUCUAAGAUAUCCUGUCAUCAUGAGCAAGGAUUCCUAUGUGCCCAUGGCAGCUGGGUCCUGGUUUGCUGGGGUUAUCAACUCUGCAGUGCAAACUGCAUUUGUGAUACAAUUGAACUUCUGUAGGAAUAACAUCAAUCAUUUCUCCUGUGAAAUUCUGGCUGUCAUGAAACUGGCCUGUGCUGACAUCUCAGGCAAUGAAUUCAUCAUGAUUGUGGCCACGACAUUGUUCACACUGAUGCCCCUGCUUUUGAUUGUCAUAUCUUACUCAUUAAUCAUCUCUAGCAUCCUGAAGAUCCGUACUUCUGAGGGGAGAAGCAAAGCUUUCUCCACCUGCUCAGCCCACCUGAUUGUGGUGAUAAUAUUCUAUGGAACCAUUCUCUUCAUGUACAUGAAGCCCAAGUCUAAAGAGACACUUAAUUCAGAGGACUUGGAUGCCACUGACAAAUUGAUAUCCAUGUUCUAUGGAGUGAUGACUCCCAUGAUGAAUCCUUUAAUCUACAGUCUCAGAAACAAGGAUGUAAAGGAGACAGUGAAACAUCUAUUUAACAGAAGUUUCUUUAGCAAGUGAAUGGAAAAGAUGAUUGAAUUGUGAAUACAUUGGGCAUUGUUAAGCUUUAGAAUUAUGUUGGAAUUUUGGUUACUUUUUCUUGUUUUGAACUUUCACAUUUUACUCAACAAUUUUUAUGAUGACAUACAGCAUUUCAAUAUUAUGUCAUGCUCACUAUAGAGAAUUUGCAAGAUACAGGACAUAGGAUGGAGAAAAUAAAGAGAUCACUUAUUACUCUAACUCUAGGAGAUGGCUUUCAAGUAUUAAACAAUAUAUUUUGUGUUCUGUAUAUACCUCAAUAUUGGAAUUGGGUAUUAUAGGUCUUUUUAUGUUCACCUUUAUACAUAGUCCUAUUUCAUACACAUCAUUUCAUCAAAUCUUUCAAAAUAAGUAAGUUCUCUGUUGUAAGAAAAACGAAACAGAAAAUCCUCCAAA